Messenger RNA from Neomonachus schauinslandi (Hawaiian monk seal), 1965 nucleotides. RefSeq names its product activating transcription factor 7 interacting protein 2 (gene ATF7IP2). The record is from RefSeq and is a predicted model, not a curated record. Gene Ontology annotation, cellular component: nucleus; transcription regulator complex. Gene Ontology annotation, biological process: regulation of DNA-templated transcription. Gene Ontology annotation, molecular function: transcription coregulator activity; protein binding. The transcript is spliced from 10 exons. Lineage: Eukaryota; Metazoa; Chordata; Mammalia; Carnivora; Phocidae. Bases 1 to 1965 code for a protein of 654 amino acids.
AUGGCAAGUCCAGAUAGAAGUAAGCGGAAGAUACUAAAAGCCAAAAAAACAAUGCCUGCAAGUUGCCGGAAGCAAGUAGAGAUCCUGAAUAAGUCAAAGAAUGCUGAAGCACUGAAAACAGCAACUGGGAAUAAUGUGUCAAGUGGUAAUCAGAAUUCAAGUACUGGUGUCAUAAAUAGCAAAUAUGGACAUUCUGAAAAUGAUGCUUCCUUAUUGGACUCUAACAAAAAUUCAGUAUGCUCAGAGAAAAGUAAAGCAUUUUCUCAGAAUGUAAUGAAACCACUAGAAAUUGUUGAUUCAGAAACAAGAUUGGAAUACAUUGAAGAACAAGUUGUGUGCCCUUACCAAAAGCCAAGCAAAACAAUAGAAUCUUCCAGGAAACUCUUUACACGAGAGGCAAAAGAUUCACAGAACACUUCUGAAAACCAUAUUGAAUGUCAGACAGAUAUAACAAGAUCCUAUUUUGAACGACAUGAAGAAGAUUGUAAUCUGAAAUCCAUUUGUUGUCCAUCUAGUGUAUUGAGUGGUAUGGUUCAAAUGCCAAAAACUACAGUAAACAAUACCUUGGAUGAUAAGAGAAUCAACAAGACAGUUUCUUAUUUAGAAACAAACUCCAAUUCUGAGUCAUGUGAUAAAAGACAAAGUGACAUUUUAAUUUUAAGUUCAGAUACCCGUUUUCUGCCUGUUGAUAAAAUACCUAAGUUGGUGAAUUCAGUCAUUUCCAGUAACUGUGCUACUGACAUUUUGAAAAGUGAAGAAUCCUGUAGAACCUGUCAUUCCAGCAUUUCAAAUUUUGAAAGUAUAGACUCAACACGGCUGUCAGCACUUGACACUGAUAGUAAUAACAGCCAUAAUCAAAAGAAGAGGAUGUUUUCAGAAAACAAAGAAAAUGUUAAGCGCAUGAAAACUUCAGAGCAAAUUAAUGAAAAUAUUUGUGUAGCUCUGGAAAAGCAAACAGCAUUGCUGGAACAGGUCAAACAUUUGAUUCGACAGGAGAUCUAUAGUAUAAAUUACAAAUUAUUUGAUAAUAAGCUGAAAGAAUUGACCGAACGCAUUGGGAAGACACAGUGCAGGAAUAAACAUGAAGCAAUAGCUGAUGAACUCUUCGCAAAAAUAUCAAAACUUCAAAGACGUAUUAAAGCAGGAUUGCACUCUCAGAAGAAUUGCUUGGAACCAAAUGUAUUAACCAGUAAUACAGCCUGUAAGAUUGGGGAAAUUAUGAGUAGUGCUGCUUUGAACAUUCCUUUUUAUGUCUUUUGUAACAAUGAUGAUGUUACGUUGAUUUCUGUGGAAAGUCCUAAUUUGACAACUCCAAUUACAUCAAAUCCAACAGAUACUGGAAAAACUACAUCAGGAAAUUCUAACAAUUCUAAUAAUUCACCUGGUGCUGAAACAGAAGUUACGAAGAAGAAAUUUGAUUCUGUGAUUGAUCUGACAAAAGAAGCCCUAUCAAACUGCAGCACAGAAAGUUCAGCAUCCUCUGUUGAGUCACCUACAAACGCUGCUUUGAUCUCAAAAGAGACAACCCCAGUGGCACAAAAUGCAGCCCAGGUUCUUGAGUCCUUUGAACACUUGCCACCUCUCCCAGAGCCACCACCACUACUACCUGAACUGGUAGACAAAAUCCGAGAUACACUUCCUCCCCAGAAGCCUGAGCUCAAAGUGAAACGGGUGCUGAGACCCAGGGGCAUUGCCCUGACUUGGAACAUCACCAAAAUCAAUCCCAAGUGCGCUCCCGUGGAAAGCUAUCACCUCUUCCUCUGCCAUGAGAACCCUAACAAUAAGUUGAUUUGGAAGAAAAUUGGAGAAAUUAAAGCUUUGCCACUCCCAAUGGCCUGUACUUUAUCUCAAUUUUUAGCUUCCAACAAAUACUAUUUUACUGUCCAAUCAAAAGACAUUUUUGGGCGAUAUGGACCAUUUUGUGACAUAAAAUCUAUCCCUGGGUUUUCUGAAAACCUUACCUAA